Phialemonium atrogriseum is the source of this 891-nucleotide messenger RNA. Its product is annotated as putative ras small monomeric. Gene Ontology annotation, molecular function: GTPase activity; GDP binding; GTP binding. The transcript has a single exon. Gene Ontology annotation, biological process: Ras protein signal transduction. The record is from RefSeq and is a predicted model, not a curated record. Lineage: Eukaryota; Fungi; Ascomycota; Sordariomycetes; Cephalothecales; Cephalothecaceae. Gene Ontology annotation, cellular component: plasma membrane. The coding region runs from base 1 to 891 and encodes 296 amino acids.
AUGCCGACGACACCCCACACGCCGUCGCACUCGACGUCGUCGUCGCAGCAGCUGCAACAGCAGCAACACCAGCAGCAGCAGCACCAGCCGCCGAUCCCGAUCAGCAUCACCAUCUGCGGCGACGGCGGGUGCGGCAAGUCGUCGAUCACGCUCCGGCUCGUGCGCAGCCAGUGGACGUCCGAGUACGACCCGACCAUCGAGGACAGCUACAGCAUCACGCGGCGCAUCGACGGGGCCACCUACCACCUCUCCCUGACCGACACGGCCGGCCAGGAGGAGUACCGCGGCAUGUGGGCGUCGUCCAACCUCGGCGCCGACGCCUUCCUGCUCGUCUACGACAUCACCUCGCGCGACAGCCUCGACGCCCUGCAGCACUUUGGUGACCUCAUCGAUAUGGAGGCCGAGACGCGCCUCGACAACGCCGCCCGCGCCCGCCGCGCCGGCGUGCCCGGGUCCGCCGGCGCCAAGACCGUCUCGCCCGUCAAGAUCGUCGCGGGGAACAAGUGCGACCUACAGGAGAGCAGGCAGGUGGCCGCGUCGGUCGGGCUCGAGUGGGCCCGCCGCCACGGUUGCGGCUUCAUGGAGACGAGCGCCCGCCUCGAGGUCAACAUCGAGGAGACCUUUGCCCUCAUCGUGCGCCGCGUCGUCGAGGCCCGCCGCCUCGCCGAGCUGGGCGUCCUCGAGCCCGGCGCCGCCGCGGGGGACGACAGGCACGGCAUCACCAAGCCGCUCACCCCGCUGCCUGCUGACGGCGGCAAGGCCGCUGCUGGUGCUGCCGCUGCUGGUGGUGGUGAGAAGGGAUCCGGUGGGCACCACAGGAUGAGGGGGCCGAGUAUCGGGGGUGCGAAGGUGGGCCCGGCAGAGUUCUGGAAGAGGCUGCGGUGUUGGUGA